GGGGCAAGAAAUUGCGCGAAAUAACACUCGUCUCUCCGUUCAGUAGUUUAGAAUCGGGAUAGCUUAUUGCAACGAUCAUUACAGGUGGAUGUGCACGCAGUAGUUUGAGACGGGAUUCGCAUGUACUACUGCGUGUGUUUCGUAGAAACCUUCACUGACCGGUACUUUUCUCUGGGCAUGGGAGCGACUGGAACGAAAGACAAUUCAGAGCCGUCUUUGUUGUCCGCGGCUAUUUCGUAAGCACAGCUGCCUGACAGGUGGUGUCGUUGAGAUAUCCAUUUUCAUCAAAGUUGGCGAAGCCCUUUCGGAAACAAAUAAAGGAAUAAAGGAGCGCGGCAGCUUUGAGAACACCGCCAGCAGGCGCUCCGGACAUGUACGUGGAAAGACCUACAUUCGCUCUGUAACGUGAUAGGACGACGACAACGUCAUCUCCACGUCUCGUCGCAGAUGCUUAUUGCUUCCGCUCACACUGAAAUCAGUAGUGUUGGGAGUCGGCAGUGGAUCUGAUACGGAAGUAGCGUCUGUACUAUUUUUUUUUUUUUUUGUAUCUGUGCGUGUGAGCCACCGUGUGAUUACGUUAGAAGACUCACACAUGUAUCGUCGGCGAUUCAUGAGAGAGGCGCCUGCAGAAACCCGCUGCAAUUGGCUGCUGCGCUGUACUGCGUUUCUCGCUUGCACGUGGGUCGUCAGCGCACACGUCGACUCGACUUUCCACACCGCUCCGAAACCGUCCAGCGCAGCCGCGGCUGAGCUGCACCACAAAUGGUCCACUGCGGACGUGGUUCGGGAUCUUCAGCACAUUAAAGAAGACGUGGCGAAAAUAAUCCAACUUCAGAGUACGGGAGAGCUGUCCACAGAAGAAAUGUACUUUUAUUAUUUUAGGAUGCACGAUUUUGACGACAACAAUUUGCUGGACGGCCACGAGCUGAAAGCCGCCAUGUUGCACACCCUCGCCCACCGGCCUGGCGCUGAGGAGCAGUCAGUGCCCGAAGAAUCGAUCGCAAGUUACGUGGACGCCGCUUUGAAGUCGGACGCAAAUCACGACGGCUUCAUUUCGUACCCGGAAAUAAGAGCGGCUAUGUAAUCAUUUGUGCACGUUGUUCACUUACGCAUUCACUGAAGCAUCGUCAUUUGCUAGCAACGUCAAUAAAAGCCCCAUCUCACCUUUGA
Molecule: messenger RNA, 1170 nt
Organism: Dermacentor silvarum
Lineage: Eukaryota; Metazoa; Arthropoda; Arachnida; Ixodida; Ixodidae
Product: multiple coagulation factor deficiency protein 2 homolog
Exons: 4
Coding region: 593-1084 (163 amino acids)
Molecular function (GO): calcium ion binding
Source: RefSeq, a predicted model, not a curated record